Molecule: messenger RNA, 2159 nt
Organism: Magnolia sinica
Lineage: Eukaryota; Viridiplantae; Streptophyta; Magnoliopsida; Magnoliales; Magnoliaceae
Product: rRNA biogenesis protein rrp36-like
Exons: 2
Coding region: 886-1500 (204 amino acids)
Molecular function (GO): protein dimerization activity
Source: RefSeq, a predicted model, not a curated record
GUGAUCAAUAUCAUCGAUCGUCGAUGGACUGGGACUCUCGAGCAUCCACUCCACCAAGCUGGUAAGUUUGUUGAUACAACUGAGUACUUUAAGCAUCACUUCUGUUUGCAUGUUAAUACAACUGAGUAACUAAUAUUUGGGUUUCAGCAUACUACCUGAAUCCCAAAUUUCAUUAUAAACGUCGACUCCAUGAGAAUCGAGAUUUGACGAUGGUCGUUCAUGAGGCGUUCGAACAAUUGUUCCCAGAAUCGACAGCGCAAACAGAUUUCGGUAACCAGUUGUUACGGUUUAGGGAUGCGAGGGGUACGUUCUCAUCCGCACUAGCAAAAGCAUCGACUGAAACGAUGAUGCCGUGUGAGUAUGGUAACAUAAUUAGGUAAUUGCAUUUUUCGUUUAAACUUCAAACUAAAACAAGUUCCUCAUGGAUAUAUAGGUGAGUGGUGGGCGAUGUACGGAGUGGACACGCCUGUACUGCAGUUAUUGGCAGUCCGUGUUCUCGCACAGACUGUAUCCUCUUCACCUUGUGAGAGGAAUUGGAGCACAUGGUCACUCAUACACACCAGCAAGAGGAACAGACUAGCAUAUGAGAAGCUGCAAAAGCUCGUUUACUGCCAUUACAAUAUGAAGUUAAGAGAGAGACAGUUGCGGGUAGACCGAGACAUGGAGGAAAAUCAAGACCCGUUAGACCUGUUGUCUAUAGAUAACAUGACACAGAUAGGUGAUGAUGAUGAUGACCCACUUUAUGAGUAGGUCAAAUCAGCUGAUUUAGAUGAUGCGGAGGGAGGCCUUGCUCCACAGGUAGCCGAGGGAGCAGCAGCUCUGGGUAUCGAUGUCAAUCAGGUAGUAGAGAAACAGAAGGCGGAUACAGACUCCUUUGAUCCUUUGAUGAGGAGUUCGGCACAUUCCAAAGAGGGUGAGGAAGCAUCCUCACGGCCCCCUCCUCAUCAGCAAGUCGUAGUGAGUGAUGAUGAUGAUGAGACUCAACCCCCACUUGACAUUGGUCCUGAGGACGACGACGACGAUGACGACGGUGAUGAGGGAGGGGACAGACGCACCGACACUAGUAUAGGUGGUACUAGUGGGGGUGGGGGUGGCAAUGGUGGGGGGUACACGACGGCUCAGAGCCAACGAUCCGUUGGCCAGUUCACUGAAGAGCAGAGCUUUGACCAUGCCACUCAGGACGAGGAUCAUGGAUCUCGUCCACCAUCCAGGGCGAGAGCAUCAGAGCCCAGAUAUAUGUUCGAGCGUCGUUCGAAGAAGAAAGCUGGACGCGCCGUGGCUGAUGCUCUCACACGCAGCCUGUCAUCUAUGGACAUAAGUUCAGAUCAGGGGAGCUCCACCUCUGUCUCACCUUAUGCUCAUGGGGGAUAUCACGGGUAUGGCCAUGGCAGCUCUGACGUUCAGUCACGCUCUUUUACCCAUGGGUACAGGCAGCCGGAAGAUAGUUCUUCGAGUCAUGACCCUUUGACAGGAGAAUAUUCGGGGUACCCGUAUGACUGACAACAAUACUAUCAAGGAGUUGGGGUUGGACUUGAUCUAUUCUCUCAGUACCCUGCUCAGGAAAUGCCGUCGAUGUAUGUCACACAAUUCCCACGUGUAGGCGUAUUCGUACAGUUUGGGGAGGAUGACUAUCAGAGGUACAUAAGAGAGUUCCUCAAUUGGUAUAAGAAGAGGAUGACCUGGGAACAGUAUUGCCAAUAUGUUGGGCAGCAGUACUACUCUCAACUGCCACGGGAUCCGGACAAUGAUUACGAGCCACCUCGUCACUCUAUGUGGGGAUGAAACAUGGGCAGAAAUGUGUAUUUUUUUCAAUUCAUUUACGUUUGCAUGUCUUAAUUGUUUUAAGCUUGCAUUUGUAUUAUAUAAACUAAUUUUGGUUACUAUUUGAGUGAUUUCUUACGACAACGCAUACUUUUUGGCCUCCAUUAAAUGGAAACUUCUAAUUUAAUGUAUUCUUUUUGCAAAAUUUUCAUUCCUGAAUAUGUAAAUAUGUAUAUUUAGGCAUGUCCUGAAGUUUCACUGAAAAAUUCCACCAUUUUCCCCAUAUUUUCCCAUUUUUCCCUGCAUUUCUGGUUAUCGGCGAUAUUAUCGGCGAUAACGAUAUUAUAUCGUUAUCUCCGGCCAGCGAAACUUGUAGCGAUACCGACAACUCGAACACU